Dictyostelium discoideum AX4 is the source of this 2199-nucleotide messenger RNA. RefSeq lists its product as hypothetical. Gene Ontology annotation, cellular component: nucleus. The transcript is spliced from 2 exons. The coding region runs from base 1 to 2199 and encodes 732 amino acids. The record is from RefSeq and is a predicted model, not a curated record. Lineage: Eukaryota; Evosea; Eumycetozoa; Dictyosteliales; Dictyosteliaceae.
AUGGAUGAAUCAAUUGAUAUGGAUAGUGGAAGUGAGGAUACUGAAAUAAAAGAUACAGAAAUGAAAGAAGAAACUCCAAAUGAAUUACCAAAACCAAUUCCUACUUCUACAACAACAACAACAACAACAACAACAACAACACCAACAUCAACUACUACUACUACAACAUCAACACCUAAAAGAAAAAGAUUAACAGAAGAAGAAAAACAAAAAAGAGAAGAUGAAAAAAAGAAGAGAGAAGAAGAUAGAAUUAAAAGAGAAGAAGAUAAAAAGAAAAAAGAUGAAGAGAAAAAGAAAUUAACGGAGGAGAGAGAAAUUGAAAAAAAGAAACGUGAUGAAGAGAAAAAGAAACUUUUAGAAGAAAAAGAAAUCAAUCGUAAAAAGAGAGAAGAAGAGGCAGAGAAAAAACGUAUUGAAAAAAAGAAAAAAGAAGAAGAGAUUGAAAAAAAAAAAGAAGAAAUUGAAAGAAAAAAAGGAGAGGCUGAACGUUUAAAAGAGGAAGAACAAAAGAAACAAAAAAAAUUAACUUCCUUUUUCUCACCAAUUGAAGCACCAAUUAAGCCACAAAAAUCAAAUUCUUUCAUUCAACCAAUUGAAUUACCAUCAAAUACUCAACUAUAUCAAUAUCAACUUCCAACCUAUUCAAAUAGUUAUGAAGUAUUUAAAGAAUCAAUCUCCUCCUCAAAUGAUACCAUUAAACUUGAAACCAAUCAAAAAAAAAGGGAUUAUUUCUCCAAAUUAAAUAGAGGAACACAACAUGGUGAACUUGGUCAAAGAAAUCAUAGAUUUAAAUUGAAAAUCGAUUCAUUACCAGGCGCAAUUAUGCAUCAUGAUUUGGUCUCAAGAUUAAGUGCUUUAAAGUUAUUGAAGUUUCAUGAUAGUUUUAGACCAUCCUACUAUGGUACAUUUUCUAAAACUAGUAAACAAAUCACCGCUAAGAACCCAUUCAAAAAAGAUUUAACUAUCGAUUAUGAUUAUGAUAGUUCUGAUGAAUGGGAGGAAGAGAAAGAUGAUGAUCAAGCUGAGAAAAUUACUUCUGCUGAUGAAAAAGAAGAAGAUCAAGAUGCUGAUGAAGAAGAAAAUGAAGAAGAUAGAGCUUGGAUUGAUGAUAUUGGUUUGAAUGAUGAUGAUGAUACUCAAGUUGAUAAUUCUACCAAUAUCUCUGUUAAUGAAAGAGUUUUCUCAAGAAAAAAUAAGAAAAAACGUUUUGAAGAAAAAAAACCAAUUAUACUUGAACCAUAUUUUAAUCAAUAUCCAACAAUUAUAAAUUUAAAUGUACAUAAUAAAAACAACAACAACAACAACUACAACAACAACAACAACAACAACAACAACAACAACAACAACAACAACAACAACAACAACAACAACAACAACAACAACAACAACAACAACAACAACAACAACAAUACAGAAAAUAAUAAUGAAAAUAGUAAUAAUAGUUUAGAAUUUUUAAAAAUAUUUACAAUUCAACCAUUGGGUCCAUUACCAAUUAAAUUAGAAAAACCAAUUGACCCAUUUUUGGCUUCAAAAGAAGAUAGAAGUUUUCCAAUCAAAGCAUUACCAACAUUUUUAUUUAUUAUGAAAACAUAUAAAUUAUCUUUUAAAAAAUUGGUUGUAAUUUUUAAAGCGAAUUUUCCAAAUAUUAAUCAAAGACAAAUUAAGGAUAUGUUUGAUGAGCAUUGUACUUAUAGUCAUAGAGUUUGGUCAUUGAAACCACAGAGCGAAUUAAUUUUUGCUCGAUCAACAAUUGACCCAUUAUAUCCAGUUCCUAAUAUUCCAAAACCUUCGCCAACCAAAAAAGAAAAAGAAAAGGAAAAACAAAUGUUCAAUAUAGGUUCCACAGAUCCAAAACUUUCUGGAUCACCAAACAGAUCAAAAUCAAAAAAGAAACCAAAUUCAGCACCAGUUCAAACAAAUUCUUUAUUGAAUUAUUUUACAAAAAUUGAACCACCACAACCUUCAUCACAACCACCAACUCAAACUCCACCACUACAAUCUCCAUCACUACCAUUAGAACAACCUUCACCACAAUCACAAUCACAAUCACAAUCACCAUCACCAAAUUCAUCACAGCAACAAUCACCAAAACAAGAAACUUCAACUCCAUUAAAGAAAUCACGUAAGAGAACUAAAACUGAUGUCGAAUUUGGGGAAACAUUUGUCCAUAUUGAGCCAAUUAAGUUUCCAAAACAUUAA